AUGGAGUACGAGGAAGCAAGACGGCUGAUGAACGAGGCAAUAGAUACGAAUAGCAACGACGAGGUGACAACAAUAAUAAGACGAUACGGGUUGUCAAACGCACCAGAAUGGAGGGGAGGAUCCGCGCUCAUUAUAAGGGCACUGCUAAGGAAAAAGGAAAAGGGGGUGCAGGCCCUCAUUGUGCAAAACGCGGAUAUAAAUGGACCAAGACACGCAAACUACAUAGUUCCAUUAUGCAGAAUCUUAAAAUAUUCGAACACGGAAUUAGCAUGGUUACUCAUUGCCCGGGGUGCAAAUAUCAAUGCACAUAAUGAUGAUAGUGGGAAUCGACCGAUAUAUUUGCUCGUCAUCGCUGCUGGACAGAAAACAGGAGCAAACAGGGCAGGACUAAUAGAAAUAAUGGAAUACAUGCUACAAAAUGGAGUCGAGGUGGAGGCGAGGAAUCGUGAAGGAGUCGCAGCCAUAGGAGACGUACGACAAGGGUAUAUGGAAAUAGUUAAUUUGUUUACUGAACAUAAUGUGAAUAUGGACAUUGAAGAUGAAAAAGGAAGAACACCAUUAUUCUAUGCAGCGGAGUAUGGACAAUCGGAAAAAGUAAAUGCAUUAUUAAAACAAGGGGCUAGAGUAAAUCAUAGGGAUUGCCACGGAAUGACACCACUGUCCAUGAUAUUUAAGAAAAUUCUAGCUUGCCGAUAUGAAGGAGACAAUUUGUACAGUCCAGAUCAUAUAAGAAAGAUGGAAAUAACGGAAAUGCUAAUAAAAUUUGGAGCCAAUGUCAAUCAGCAGACGACUAAUGAAGGGUCAACAUUAUUGCACCUAGCAGGAGCAAGAGGGUAUGAUGAGUUGUAA
Messenger RNA from Microplitis demolitor, 849 nucleotides. Its product is annotated as ankyrin-2-like. The coding region runs from base 1 to 849 and encodes 282 amino acids. Gene Ontology annotation, molecular function: protein binding. Gene Ontology annotation, cellular component: nucleus; cytoplasm. NCBI's taxonomy places the organism in Eukaryota, Metazoa, Arthropoda, Insecta, Hymenoptera, Braconidae. The transcript has a single exon. The record is from RefSeq and is a predicted model, not a curated record.